CUCAACCAUGUCGCCACUACGGUCCGCGGGGAUUGCUUGGUCGAAGAGGGGCACUGGAGCGGCGACGUGCGCGGCAAAGUUGAGUAGUUGAAAGGACGGAGCUUCCAUUUCUUGGUCCACGUCGAUCGGGUGGAAACCAGGGGCCUCCUCACUCUUGACUGCAUGCGGUGGAGCGCCAGCCUCGUUCGAUCCAUCCGACGCGACUGAUGACGGGCAAGUGUACCCUCCUGGGCUAUUCUCAUGCACUCCAGCUUCAUUCGUUGGUUCUUGAAUCGGUCGUAUAGUCGACGUGAGCCACUUGGCAUUGAUGAUGGCUACGGCCGUGUCGUCGGAGCGCCGACGAUGGUCGGUCAGACUGUCCAUUGUGUUGGUGGCCUUUCGCUUGAGUCGCAGCGGUGUUGGCCGGGACGAGCCGUGCGAGAUAUGGUAAAAGAAACUUCCACGCGGCUUUCGUAUGUGGUUGGUGGUGAAGGUUAUAGACGAGGGUGCAGUGAAUGCAAGUUCAUCAAGGGAUGAGUGACGGGCCAAGUGGAUGUGAUGCGAUGACCCAUCGUGUUCUUGUCUGUCGUGUGAUGGCGAGGCAUCGUGUGCGUUGGUCGAGAUCGUAGUCAUGGACGGUAGGGUCUCGUUCGAGAAAAAGUCGACGUGAACUUGUGCUGGACAUGCAGGGGCUCCCUGGGAAACAACGUCUUGGCUGUGGACGGUAGGUUGAAGUGAAAGUGUCGAGCCAUCGAUGAUGCCGUCGUGUACGGAAUCAGGUUGCCCAUUGGACUGUUCCGUGGUGGCUGGUAUAAACCGACGUUUCCUCGAUGACAUUGAAUCCUCCAUCGGUAGAGAAUUGAAGGUCUGCUUGUGGAUACUGGUGACCUUUGCCCGCAUCCGUUCCAGGGACGUUGGCCUGUUCUCCUUGUUGUCAACCACCUCGGGUUGAUUCACAACAGCCGUGAUGGUCGACAUGGGCUUUGUCCUCUCAAUGCUGGAUCCAGGAGUAUUCAUACCUUCACCGACGCGAUCUUCCAAAGCCUCGUUCGUGAUCGUUGUUGGUAUGGCUUGGGAUAACUGGUUGGAACUUCGCCCGCGUUUUGGUUUCAAUGGAAGGUUGUCGAGGUCGUCAUCAUCAUUGGAAUCACGAUCUACGUCUUGCGAGUUGGCCUGUGACGAUCGACGUAGCCGAAUGCGUUUCCUCGUUGGCUGCGUGGACGGUACAGUUUGGGAUAAGCGAUCAGGUGACACUUCCCUUUCGGUCAGACAUGCCGCGCAUGUCUUCCGCUUGUACGUGUUCAGCAACGUACACACCUGACACUCCCAUUCCUUGGUCCUCUGCAAUCGACGUCCUCGGCCUUCGCGAUCGCCGCCCUGGGACUGCGAGAAGUUCAUGUGACCGCGGUACUCCCGCGUGUACUUUUGGCGCGAUUCCG
Messenger RNA from Aphanomyces astaci, 1418 nucleotides. RefSeq lists its product as hypothetical. The transcript has a single exon. The record is from RefSeq and is a predicted model, not a curated record. Bases 947 to 1300 code for a protein of 117 amino acids. NCBI's taxonomy places the organism in Eukaryota, Oomycota, Saprolegniomycetes, Saprolegniales, Verrucalvaceae.